GUGAAUUCUUAUUCCUUGUUGUCGAAGGACUGAGGACUGACUGCAAAUAUUUUCUACUUGACACUAUUUGUAAGCUGUAUUUUUUUAUUUUGAGAGCUUUUUUUAAGUUAUCGGGGACAUUUAUCUUCAACGUAGUAAGAUAUUGCUUUUGAAUUUUAUAUCAACCAGCAAUCAUGAGUGAGGUAGAGUCACAGCUACCAAACCCAGCACCAAUCAGUUCAGCUGAUCAGCCAAGUACCGAAACCACCACUACCAUUUCCACACCACCAGCGACAGAGGUGUCAGUUGGCCUUAAGAGGCUCCAUGUAACCAAUCUACCAUUCAGGAUACGUGACAAUGACUUGCAUGACAUGUUUGGGAAAUAUGGUGAAAUUCUUGAAGCAGAAAUAAUCUACAAUGAAAGGGGAUCAAAGGGCUUUGGAUUUGUGACAAUGACUCAAGCAGCUGAUGCAAUGAAAGCAAGAGACAAUCUCAAUGGGACUGUAAUUGAUGGAAGAAAAAUAGAGGUUAACAAUGCUACGCCAAGGCCUAAACGAGGGCCUAUGAGCACCCAACCAAACCAAGGAUCAUUUCAUGGACAUCGAGGGAUGAGAGGUGGUCGUCGAGGUAGAGGUGGCAUGGAUAGUGGUGGAUAUCAAAACCAAAAUUAUUACCAAGGUUACAAUAUGAACCAAGGAUAUUCAGCUCCACCAAAUCAAGACACAUUUCGCUAUGGUCAACAAGGACCUCAGAGUUCAUAUGGUGGGGGAUAUGGUAGUGCAUAUGGUACCAGUGGUGGUUAUCAAAAUACAAGUGCCUACACCAGUGCUUAUAACAGUGGUGCUUAUGGUGGGGGUUAUCAACAGCAAGCACCUCAGCAAAGUCAUACACAAGGAUAUCGUUAUCAACCAUACUGAAAUUAACAAUGUUUCCAACAACAUCUGAAAGUUGAUUCUGGCUGUAGUAUAUUUUAGAUAGAGAUUGAAAAUGAUCUAAUGCCACAGGCGAAAGAGUUUAUGGAAAUUUUUAAAAACCUUUUUCAGAAUUGUCAUAAACAUGUACAAACACUGUAUAAUAACAUUCAUACUGAGAAUGUAGUGAUCAAUAAAUAGAACUAAAUACUGACUGAUUUUAGUAAGAAUAUCCAGGUAAUCUGAUGCUGAUAUUUUUAGUCAAUCAACAGCAGUCAGAAGUAUUGUCAAACUAGAAAUCCAUUCUGCCAUAUUUAAUUU
Messenger RNA from Dendronephthya gigantea, 1211 nucleotides. RefSeq names its product RNA binding protein fox-1 homolog 3-like. Gene Ontology annotation, biological process: regulation of alternative mRNA splicing, via spliceosome; nervous system development. The record is from RefSeq and is a predicted model, not a curated record. Gene Ontology annotation, cellular component: nucleus; cytoplasm. Bases 174 to 896 code for a protein of 240 amino acids. Lineage: Eukaryota; Metazoa; Cnidaria; Anthozoa; Malacalcyonacea; Nephtheidae. Gene Ontology annotation, molecular function: mRNA binding. The transcript has 9 exons.